Messenger RNA from Malus domestica (apple), 720 nucleotides. The record is from RefSeq and is a predicted model, not a curated record. NCBI's taxonomy places the organism in Eukaryota, Viridiplantae, Streptophyta, Magnoliopsida, Rosales, Rosaceae.
AUGGACAGGUCCUCUUUGCUUGCCGAUGUCGUGGCGUACAUCAAUCAACUCAAAUCAAAAGUUGAGGAAUUGAAGGCCAAAGUCCAAGAACAACUACAAAAACCUAAAAAGGGCAAUAAUGCAAGUAACAAUCUUGAUCAUCACUCUAGCCAAAGCACCAGCUCCAUAGUUGACCAGCAUCAUAAUAAUAUUAGUAAAAGUAAUAGGUCAGCUGCUGCUGCAGUUGUGGAAGUAGAUGUGAAGAUUAUAGGAUCAGAAGCCAUGAUAUGUGUUCAGACUCCAAAUCAAGACUACCCAUAUGCUAAGUGGUCACUGUUAUGCAUGCGGGCGAUGAUACUUAUAUUGGCUUUGGUCGGGCGUAGGUUGGUGCCUAAGGGCGAUGAUACUUAUAUUGGCAUCGGCUGCGUAGGAUUUAGAUUUGAGGUGUACGAUCCCGGCAUCAAGACACUCCCGCAUCGGCAUCUUCGAGUCCUCUCGAUGGAUAUCAAAUCAAGCAAUAUUAUGCUGGAUUCAAAUUUCAACAGCAAACUUGGGGAUUUCGAGUUAGCUCAACUUGUGGAUCAUGGAAAACAAUCACAAACCAUGCUUCUGACUGGAACCAUGGGAUACAUAUCUCUGGAAUGCAUUACCACAGGAAAGGCGAGCAAAGAAACAGAUGUUUACAACUUCGGGGUCGUUGGUUUAGAGAUAGCUUGUCGGAGAAAACCCAUUGAUCCAUAG